CGGCGACUGCACCGUCGGCGACAAGAUCAGAAAUCCUUGCGAACUACUGUCCAGCCUGGUAUAUCGAAUUGAAACUCUGCAUCAGCCAUGAACAGUUCACAACAAGGGCCAAAUCCCUUGCGCCCCUACUAUACACCACCCCCCAUCGGGCUCUCCUCCGCUCCUCUCUCCAAAGCCUCAUCCUCGCCCGAUGUCCCGUCGGCCUCGCCUACACAGGUAUUUGGUGGUUCUCCACGCGAUCUGCUGCCGGAUAUAGACUAUUCUGAUUAUCUAGAGACCUCUCCGUCGGUCUCGGAGUGGCUCAGAGAUGCGUUGGAUCGGGCAAUAUGGCGCUACAUCAGUGUCUUAACUUCUCAGCCGUUCGAUGUUGCAAAGACCAUUCUGCAGGCCUAUGUGAUGCCCGGUGCAGAGGAUGGACAAUUGCCGCUGGAUGAACGGCGAAAGCCAAAUCGACAACCUCAAGACGAGUAUUACAGUGAAUAUGAUGAUGAGAAUGAUGGCUCGCAAUCCACCGAUGAUGAGAGCAGCUAUUUUACUUCUGCAGUCCCUGCCCCCUCGUCUCCCGGUAAUUCAAGGUCUCACAAGGGUCGACACCAUAUCACCGAUCGUGCUGGUUACAUCCCGUCGUCUGGUCCAAGUUCCAAAUACGCCCUGAAGAUCACGAACCCUUCUUCCUUGAUGGAAGUUCUCUCCCAGCUCUGGUCUACAAGCGGCCCAACAGCGCCUUGGAAAGCCACCAAUGCGACAUUUAUUUACUCCCUACUGCUUCCUACCCUAAACACAUUCAUCAGGAGUCUUUUGUCGGCCAUCGUAGGCCUGCCAGAGGAGGAUAUUGCGUCAUCGAUGACUGCCGAUAUACUUACAGCCGCCUCGCCGGCUGCAACGCUGAUUCUAUCGUUCAUCUCAUCUUCUCUGUCAGCGAUGCUCUUGUCUCCGAUUGAUACUGCACGCACAUUCCUCAUCCUCACACCUGCCAACCAUGGCCCGCGCUCGUUACUUCGGGCCAUUCGCCUUCUCCCGGCCCCGAACUAUACCAUCCCGUCUCACUUGAUCCCCAUCACUGUCCUUCACUCGAGUCUUCCAAAUUUGAUCGUCACCUCAACCCCUCUUUUCCUUAAAACUUACCUGUCCAUCGACCCUUUGCUUAACCCAGGCACGUGGAACUUUUUCACACUAUUGGGGACCGCCUUGGAACUUGGAGUGCGGUUCCCACUUGAGACCGUUCUGCGUCGGGCACAAAUAGUUACUUUCACAUCGCCGAGUUUACGGCAGAAGAGGCCCACUGGGACAUACAGGUCAUCACCUUCUUCUACGGCAGCGGAAGCCUCUGAGGUAGAGACCAUUGUCCCAACACCGCGGUCCUACCGCGGUGUCAUUGGAACCAUGUGGGGCAUUGUAUACGAAGAAGGGGUCAGCCCAGCUCAGUCCGAAGCUGAGAGGGCCCAGGAACUUCUCGGAAAGCCUGUCUCGAGUCGUCAACGACAGAGAAGGCGGCAAGGCCAAGGCAUUCAUGGUCUCUAUCGUGGUUGGAGAAUCGGCAUGUGGGGUAUUGCGGGAAUCUGGGGCGCGGGCCUACUUGGUUCAGCUGCCGGUCCAGGAGACGAUGAAACAAUGAUUUCGGGUACGAGUGCUAGCGGCGGCCGAGGUCGAGCACUCGGUGGUCGAUUUUAAGCAGGGCAUCAGAUAUCGUCUAUCCUUCUAGUAUGCCACCAUUUAUAUGCCGUUCUAUGGCAUAACAUAUGAGAAAGUCACCUUUCCCUUCGUCUUGUACUCUCUGUCUCUUUUCCAUUGAAAGGGAUCAGAAUCAUCACGCUGCUAAGGGACUCGUUAUUGCGUUUUUAUACGGAGGGUUUUGGUUCGCACUGAAUGGCGUUUGGGGCUUCUAUUCUCCUUUUUAUCCCCUUCCUUGUCCAUUAUUUUCCCUUGGAGUUGUGUAUAUAUAUAUUGGGAACAUGGGCUCACUGCCAGCUUCGGAGUUUUCCGUUCCUUUUUUUGCCACUUAAUAACCUUUCCAUCAAUCGUAAAUAAAUACACUCUCUGCUCUUCAUUUUGUUAACCCACCUACUACUGUUGAGGUUGGCGAUCCGCAUUACGUAUCUGGUUUGGUUUUACCAGAGAUUGUUG
Monascus purpureus is the source of this 2124-nucleotide messenger RNA. NCBI's taxonomy places the organism in Eukaryota, Fungi, Ascomycota, Eurotiomycetes, Eurotiales, Aspergillaceae. The record is from the annotation of a GenBank genome assembly.